Messenger RNA from Glycine soja, 1598 nucleotides. Its product is annotated as uric acid degradation bifunctional protein TTL-like. The transcript is spliced from 5 exons. The record is from RefSeq and is a predicted model, not a curated record. Bases 213 to 1211 code for a protein of 332 amino acids. Gene Ontology annotation, molecular function: hydroxyisourate hydrolase activity; carboxy-lyase activity. Gene Ontology annotation, biological process: purine nucleobase metabolic process. Lineage: Eukaryota; Viridiplantae; Streptophyta; Magnoliopsida; Fabales; Fabaceae.
ACUUCCCCUUUCAGCUGGCCAAAAAGAACUUCUCACGUGGCAUUUUGUUCGUGUCCGAAGAACAAGACUAAGGUGCUGACACAUCCUCUUCUCUUCUUUUUUUUCCCCAAAAAUCUUACACAGAUCCUCAAACCAUAAAAACACACUCCAAUUCCAAUUGAAAUGUUCAAAACACAAGCGAAGUGAAAAGAGAGUGAGUAUCGUUGGAAAAAAUGGAGUUCAGUUUCGAUGAGAAGGACUUUGUGUCGUGCUGCGGGAGCACUAAAUUCGCGAAGGAAAUGGCUUCGGCCUCUCCUUUCGGUUCGUUGCAGGACGCUGUUUCUGUUGCCAGAGACGUUUGGUUCAACAGCGUUGAUGUCAAUGGUUGGCUUCAGGCCUUCUCUGCGCACCCUCAGAUCGGUCAAAGCCACGCUCCCUCUGUUGCCUCUGAAGCCAGUGCUCAGUGGAGUAAGGGAGAGCAAUCAACUGCUUUAGCAACUGCUACUGGUUCGAGCUUACAGGAACUAUCUGAAUGGAAUGCUCGGUACAGGGAAAAGUUUGGGUUUGUAUUUCUCAUUUGUGCAGCUGGGAGAAGUACUGAUGAGAUACUUGCUGAACUGAAGAGACGUUAUACAAACAGGCCAAUUGUUGAAUUUGAGAUUGCUGCUCGGGAGCAAAUGAAAAUUACAGAACUACGCCUUGCAAAGCUCUUUUCAAGUAGAGAAAACAUUUCUUCUACAGCUGAUAAGAAUUCCACUGCUAGAAAGGCAGAAGAAGAUCGUAUAAGCAUUAUCAGUAGUCACAUGACUGCUACUUCAGAGAGUUCAACAGGCAAAUCAAUUCAGCAUCCUGCCAGAACCCGCCCUCCCAUUACCACUCACGUGUUGGAUGUUUCGCGGGGGGCUCCAGCUGCUGGUAUUGAUGUACUUCUGGAGGUGUGGAGGGGCACUCAGUCUCAGCCAACAUUUGGGGCCACAGGCGGUGGCAGUUGGGUGUUCCAAGGGUCUUCAAAGACGGAUUCGGAUGGCCGCAGUGGUCAACUGUUGAGCAUAGUCGAUGAAGCGAGUCCAGGGAUAUACAGGAUAAGUUUCAACACUGGGAAGUACAUCCCAAAUGGUUUCUUUCCUUAUGUGUCUAUAGUGUUUGAAAUCAAAGAGUCACAAAAAAGGGAACAUUUUCAUGUUCCUCUCCUACUUUCACCGUUCUCAUUCAGCACUUACCGUGGAAGCUAGGAAUAUAGGGACAGUUGCCAAAAGAAUGCCAUGAAUUUCUGAAGAUUUGAUGAAGGGAACUUGUGUUUUUGCUCAUAGAACGUGGUUAAAAGGGUACCAAAUAUAGAAAGGUAAUCAAUGUAUUAUUGUUUAGUCAAUGCAUGUUAUAUAAGUUCUUUUGAAUUAAUAAUCGAGACUUGCAAUAUUUGAGACGCUAAAUGGCACAUUACAGUGCAUGAGCAAGGGUUUAUGCCUUUUUGCUAGAAGUUUCAAUUUACAAACAAGUUAACUCUUAUUUGCAUUACUUUUGCUUUUAAUGAUGUAAUUAUUCAUGGAAGUAUAUUGACAUUGCCUCCAUAUUUUGUUUUUCACAAGUUACAAUCAAAGUAAAAAAAAUAAAAAAUCGUA